CAUGCGUAGUCAAUGCGGGCCAUUAUUUUGUCCUCCUCAAGCUUUAAAUGAACAACAGGCUAAGCGCUUCUUGAAAUGAAUUAAAUAUUAAUUCUCGGAAAGAGACUUUUUUCUCCCGCUGUCCUCACCGAGAACCUACCAUAGAGCGUGUCGGUCAGUAGCUCGCGGUCUCGCCGGCCUGCUCGGUCCUCCGUUUGACUCUAAGGCCGAAACGGUACGCGGGGUGACAGCCCCAUUAAAGGCAGCUGUUUGGGUGUUUAUCUGCUCGGCUAGCCUUUCGGCUAGCUUCCUAGAGAGCAGCGACGGGAAGAAAAAAAAGAAAAACUGUAAGGGCUGAUAAGUUUGGAAAGACAGAGCUGUGACUGCCGCUCUGUCCACCCGGCAGAAGGGAUGGCACACCUAGGAGAUCUGCAGAACCAGAACACCAAGCUGGACCCUGAGGAGUACUUCACUAAGCAGGAGCGAAUUGGAAAGGGUUCUUUUGGAGAGGUUUACAAGGGCAUCAACAACCACACGAAGGAGGUGGUGGCGAUUAAAAUUAUCGACCUGGAGGAGGCUGAGGAUGAAAUAGAAGAUAUUCAACAGGAGAUCACGGUCCUAAGCCAAUGUGAUAGUCCAUUUGUUACCAAGUAUUAUGGAUCGUAUCUGAAGGGGACCAAGCUGUGGAUAAUCAUGGAGUAUUUAGGUGGUGGAUCUGCUCUGGAUCUGCUCCGUCCAGGACCUCUGGAAGAAACGUACAUUGCCACCAUACUGCGGGAAAUUCUGAAAGGGCUGGAGUAUCUGCACUCUGAGAGGAAGAUUCACAGAGAUAUCAAAGCUGCCAACGUGCUUUUAUCAGAGCAGGGCGAUGUGAAGCUUGCAGAUUUUGGAGUUGCUGGACAGCUGACAGACACCCAGAUCAAGAGGAACACAUUUGUUGGCACGCCCUUCUGGAUGGCACCUGAAGUCAUCAAGCAGUCAGCUUAUGACUUUAAGGCCGAUAUCUGGUCCCUGGGAAUAACUGCAAUUGAGUUGGCUAAAGGAGAACCACCCAACUCAGAACUACACCCUAUGAGGGUCCUGUUUCUCAUCCCCAAAAACCCUCCCCCCACACUGGAAGGCCUCUACAGUAAACCCUUUAAAGAGUUUGUGGAGGCCUGCCUAAAUAAAGACCCACGUUUUAGGCCCACCGCUAAAGAGCUCCUGAAGCAUAAGUUCAUAACUCGUCACACCAAGAAGACAGCCUAUCUGACAGAGCUGAUAGACCGUUAUCGCCGCUGGAAAUCUGAAGGACACGGGGAGGAAUCCAGCUCUGAUGACUCAGAUAUGGAUCCUGAUGGGGAUGUUGAGCAAACUCCCAUGUGGAACUUCCCCACAGUCAAAUCUAUAAGCCAGUUACAGCAGAGCUACCCACAACCCGACUCAGAAUGCGGAGAUUCUAUGAAACGACAGCCUAAGUCACAAUGCUUGUCGGCUUUGGUAACGCCCAUCUUCAGAGAGCUGAAGGACAAGCGACGGGCCAGCGGUGGUGGAGUAGGAGCUAUUGAGGAACUGGAGAAUGCCUUCAGCCUGGCAGAGGAGUCCUUUCCAGGCAUCUCUGACCGUCUCGUUACACACAUGAUGGAAAGAGUGUGCAGGUUUACUUUAAAUGGUAACAUGACUCCAUCUUCACGGUGAAACCCCUACUGGAUGUACUGUGACCCAGCCUCAUUUUUGUCCAUCUCCCCAGACCCAACUGCUCUGAUAAGGACCACAAAUAGACCACCUCCAACUUGUUGUACCACUGCCACUUUUUCCUGUCUACACCCAAAAGAGAUCUUAUAAUUAGUUACAAUUAAAUAUUUUUACAGUUUUUCUUUAUGACCGGAGAGUAUUUAACACUAAAAAAAAAAAAAACCAAGCCAUUUAGAGCGUUGUGUAUACCUGUUAGUGUGAAAAGAAAUCUGCUAUAAUAAAGUCUAUUGAAAAGGA
Messenger RNA from Girardinichthys multiradiatus, 1950 nucleotides. RefSeq names its product serine/threonine kinase 25b (gene stk25b). The transcript has 11 exons. Lineage: Eukaryota; Metazoa; Chordata; Actinopteri; Cyprinodontiformes; Goodeidae. Bases 391 to 1656 code for a protein of 421 amino acids. The record is from RefSeq and is a predicted model, not a curated record. Gene Ontology annotation, biological process: protein phosphorylation. Gene Ontology annotation, molecular function: protein kinase activity; ATP binding.